This is a messenger RNA of Drosophila obscura, 2841 nucleotides long. Its product is annotated as polyubiquitin-C. Gene Ontology annotation, molecular function: ubiquitin protein ligase binding; protein tag activity. The transcript is spliced from 2 exons. NCBI's taxonomy places the organism in Eukaryota, Metazoa, Arthropoda, Insecta, Diptera, Drosophilidae. Bases 109 to 2628 code for a protein of 839 amino acids. The record is from RefSeq and is a predicted model, not a curated record. Gene Ontology annotation, cellular component: cytoplasm; nucleus. Gene Ontology annotation, biological process: protein ubiquitination; modification-dependent protein catabolic process.
UCGUUCGAGAAAAUUGGAAGAAAAACUACAGAAUUUAACAGUUUCGUGUCCUUUGUUGGUGAAAAGAUAAUUUUAAAAGGGAAAACUAAAGACAAACAAUAAUACAAAAUGCAGAUCUUUGUGAAAACCUUGACUGGCAAAACCAUCACCUUGGAGGUUGAGCCAUCCGACACCAUUGAGAACGUGAAGGCCAAGAUCCAAGACAAGGAGGGAAUCCCCCCAGACCAGCAGCGUCUCAUCUUCGCCGGCAAGCAGCUGGAGGAUGGCCGUACUCUUUCUGACUACAACAUCCAGAAGGAGUCCACUCUCCAUUUGGUGCUGCGUCUCCGCGGUGGUAUGCAGAUCUUCGUAAAGACUCUGACCGGCAAAACCAUCACCCUGGAGGUUGAGCCAUCCGACACCAUUGAGAACGUGAAGGCCAAGAUCCAGGACAAGGAGGGAAUCCCCCCAGACCAGCAGCGUCUCAUCUUCGCCGGCAAGCAGCUGGAGGAUGGCCGUACUCUUUCUGACUACAACAUCCAGAAGGAGUCUACUCUCCAUUUGGUGCUGCGUCUCCGCGGUGGUAUGCAGAUCUUUGUAAAGACUCUGACCGGCAAAACCAUCACCCUGGAGGUUGAGCCAUCCGACACCAUUGAGAACGUGAAGGCCAAGAUCCAGGACAAGGAGGGAAUCCCCCCAGACCAGCAGCGUCUCAUCUUCGCCGGAAAGCAGCUGGAGGAUGGCCGUACUCUUUCUGACUACAACAUCCAGAAGGAGUCCACUCUCCAUUUGGUGCUGCGUCUCCGCGGUGGUAUGCAGAUCUUUGUAAAGACUCUGACCGGCAAAACCAUCACCCUGGAGGUUGAGCCAUCCGACACCAUUGAGAACGUGAAGGCCAAGAUCCAGGACAAGGAGGGAAUCCCCCCAGACCAGCAGCGUCUCAUCUUCGCCGGCAAGCAGCUGGAGGAUGGCCGUACUCUUUCUGACUACAACAUCCAGAAGGAGUCCACUCUCCAUUUGGUGCUGCGUCUCCGCGGUGGUAUGCAGAUCUUUGUGAAGACUCUGACCGGCAAAACCAUCACCCUGGAGGUCGAGCCAUCCGACACCAUUGAGAACGUGAAGGCCAAGAUCCAGGACAAGGAGGGAAUCCCCCCAGACCAGCAGCGUCUCAUCUUCGCCGGCAAGCAGCUGGAGGAUGGCCGUACUCUUUCUGACUACAACAUCCAGAAGGAGUCCACUCUCCAUUUGGUGCUGCGUCUCCGCGGUGGUAUGCAGAUCUUUGUGAAGACUCUGACCGGCAAAACCAUCACCCUGGAGGUCGAGCCAUCCGACACCAUUGAGAACGUGAAGGCCAAGAUCCAGGACAAGGAGGGAAUCCCCCCAGACCAGCAGCGUCUCAUCUUCGCCGGCAAGCAGCUGGAGGAUGGCCGCACUCUUUCUGACUACAACAUCCAGAAGGAGUCCACUCUCCAUUUGGUGCUGCGUCUCCGCGGUGGUAUGCAGAUUUUCGUCAAGACUCUGACCGGCAAAACCAUCACCCUGGAGGUUGAGCCAUCCGACACCAUUGAGAACGUGAAGGCCAAGAUCCAGGACAAGGAGGGAAUCCCCCCAGACCAGCAGCGUCUCAUCUUCGCCGGCAAGCAACUGGAGGAUGGCCGUACUCUUUCUGACUACAACAUCCAGAAGGAGUCCACUCUCCAUUUGGUGCUGCGUCUCCGCGGUGGUAUGCAGAUCUUUGUGAAGACUCUGACCGGCAAAACCAUCACCCUGGAGGUUGAGCCAUCCGACACCAUUGAGAACGUGAAGGCCAAGAUCCAGGACAAGGAGGGAAUCCCCCCAGACCAGCAGCGUCUCAUCUUCGCCGGCAAGCAGCUGGAGGAUGGCCGCACUCUUUCUGACUACAACAUCCAGAAGGAGUCCACUCUCCAUUUGGUGCUGCGUCUCCGCGGUGGUAUGCAGAUUUUCGUCAAGACUCUGACCGGCAAAACCAUCACCCUGGAGGUUGAGCCAUCCGACACCAUUGAGAACGUGAAGGCCAAGAUCCAGGACAAGGAGGGAAUCCCCCCAGACCAGCAGCGUCUCAUCUUCGCCGGCAAGCAGCUGGAGGAUGGCCGUACUCUUUCUGACUACAACAUCCAGAAGGAGUCCACUCUCCAUUUGGUGCUGCGUCUCCGCGGUGGUAUGCAGAUCUUUGUGAAGACUCUGACCGGCAAAACCAUCACCCUGGAGGUCGAGCCAUCCGACACCAUUGAGAACGUGAAGGCCAAGAUCCAGGACAAGGAGGGAAUCCCCCCAGACCAGCAGCGUCUCAUCUUCGCCGGCAAGCAGCUGGAGGAUGGCCGUACUCUUUCUGACUACAACAUCCAGAAGGAGUCCACUCUCCAUUUGGUGUUGCGUCUCCGCGGUGGUAUGCAGAUCUUUGUGAAGACUCUGACCGGCAAAACCAUCACCCUGGAGGUCGAGCCAUCCGACACCAUUGAGAACGUGAAGGCCAAGAUCCAGGACAAGGAGGGAAUCCCCCCAGACCAGCAGCGUCUCAUCUUCGCCGGCAAGCAGCUGGAGGAUGGCCGUACUCUUUCUGACUACAACAUCCAGAAGGAGUCUACUCUCCAUUUGGUGCUGCGUCUCCGCGGUGGAAUCAGCGCCUAAUCUUGCUACAUUUCCAAUUAAACACGCCCAUCUACACAGAACUAGUUAUUUCAAGGCUACAUUCAAGAUUUUUCUGCACCAAACGACUGUCAAUUUCAGUUUAAAUUCAGGACCUAGACCGAUAUCCUUUUUGUUGACAUCACUCUCUUAAAUUCUUAAUCUAAAUUAUCCAUUCAAAAUACACAGGUUAAUAAAAUUAAAUUGUUCAAUAAA